Messenger RNA from Daldinia vernicosa, 729 nucleotides. Its product is annotated as carbohydrate esterase family 3 protein. Gene Ontology annotation, molecular function: phosphatidylcholine lysophospholipase A1 activity. Bases 1 to 729 code for a protein of 242 amino acids. The transcript is spliced from 3 exons. Lineage: Eukaryota; Fungi; Ascomycota; Sordariomycetes; Xylariales; Hypoxylaceae. The record is from RefSeq and is a predicted model, not a curated record.
AUGCUCUGCAACAAGCUUCUCCCCCUCGCUACGCUCUUGGGCGCAUCUGUCGCCCAGAACGCCACGCUCCGGUAUAUGCCGUUCGGUGACUCUAUCACCGAGAUCAUCUGCUGGCGUGCAAAGCUUUGGGAGAAGCUGAAGCCUACCGAGUGGGGAUCUGUGGACUGGGUUGGCUCCGGAAAAGUAGAAAACAACUGCGGAGACAGCACGUACGACCGCGACAACGAGGGCCACUCGGGUUUCUUGGCCAUCGACAUUGCCAACAGGCAACAACUCGUCGGGUGGCUCCAGACUAACCCGGCGGACGUUAUCACGAUGCAUCUCGGUACCAACGACAUCGUGCAGCAGAACAAGCCGGUUAACGAUAUCAUCGCUGCCUUCACGACCCUAAUCGGCGUGAUGAGGAACAGUAACCCCAAGAUGAAGAUCGUCGUCGCUCAAAUUAUCCCCAUGGGCUUUGGCAACUACAACACCCAGAUUCAGAAUUUGAACAAGGCCAUCAUCCCCUGGGCGCAGGGCCUCAACACCACCGAGUCGCCCAUCUGGGUCGUGGACCAAUACACAGGCUUCAGCGGCACCAGCGAUCUGCGCGAUGGCGUACACCCCAACGCUUCGGGCGAUGAUAAGAUGGUGAACGUCUGGUACCCGGCUCUUGUUAACGCCUUCCAGGUAGCUCAGGCAGAGAAGAGCGCGGCUGCUGAGAAGGUUGAGGUCCCAUUCACGGCAUAG